GGUCAUGACUCUCCCAUUCAUGGAGCCCACUGCGUUGGCCCCUAGUAGAUGUGCAUAUUCGUAAUGCCGGUUGAUUCCCUGCCCUGCACUCCAGUUCAAUCCGCCCCUUUCACACUAAACAGAAGGAAGACGAGGCAAAGUCUCCCAUGAAAGGGAAGCUAACAAGUCAAGUCAAUGGCUCAAUGCAUCCCCUGGCUCCCGACCGUAGUGCAUGCUCAUAUCCCUAGCUAGCUCGCUUCGUUCCUCACUGCUACCAAUUCAAUUCCAACCUCAUCCUCUUCCAGAGCUUCAUCGUCUCAUCAGUUGGUGGCUUCAAACCAUGUGCAUCCAAGGCCAUGCCGUGGCCCUAGUGGUUCCUGCAGGUCUGCUGCUGACCCUCACGCUGCUUGUGGCUGGUAUACCGUGGGAGGCGUGCAACAGCACCAUCACGGGGAACUACACGGCCAACAGCACCUACGGCGGCAACCUCCGCCUGGUCGCCGCCGCCCUGCCAGGCAACGUCUCCACGUCCCCCACCCUCUUCGCCAAGGCUGUGAUCGGGACGGCGCCGGACAUCGUGUACGCCCUCGGGCAAUGCAGCGGCGACCAGAGCGCCGCCGCCUGCCAUGACUGCAUCAACGCCAGCUUCGCGGCCGCGCAGAAGCUGUGCCCCUUCAACAAGGGCGCCGCCGUGUUCUACGACACGUGCUUCGUCGGCUUCUCCGGCCGGGACUUCCUCGCCUCCACCACCAACUCGGACGAUCAGGAGGUGCAGCUCUACAACGGCCAGAACAUCACCUCCGACGGCGCCGACCGGUUCAACGCGACCGCCUACGAGCUCCUCAACGCCAUGGCCGAGCACAUGGCGACCACGAACUCGGAGAAGUUCCUGACCGGAACCAUUGGCUUCGACGACGCGACCUACCCCAACAUCUACGGCAUGGCGUCGUGCACCUCUGACUUGACGCCCGGGCAGUGCCGCGGGUGCCUUGAUGCGGCAAUUGCCGAGAUGCCACGGGUGUUCAUCCCGAACACCAAGGGUGCCAGGAUUGCCGGGCUGCGGUGCAUCGUGCGCUAUGAGGUGUACCGUUUCUACAACGGUUCCACCAUGCUUCAGCUGCCAGGCACCCAUGCUGGGAGAAUCGGAAGCAAGAAGAGUAAUGAUACUGGUAAAAUUCUUGCAAUCGUGCUACCUAUAGUGGUGGCUAUAGCUGCAAGCUUGGCGAUGUGCGUUUUCUGCAGGAGGAGAACAAAAAGUAAAAGUAAAAGGUCGCUAUCAUUUACAUCUCAUAUGGAGGACAUUGAAUGUAUUGAGUCACUUGUUAUUGAUCUACCAACAUUACGUUUGGCUACCAAUAACUUCGCUGAAGAUAAAAAGCUCGGUGAAGGAGGAUUUGGUGCAGUUUACAAGGGAUCCCUUCCUAACGGUCAAGAAAUAGCGGUGAAAAGGCUAUCUCAGAAUUCUCGACAGGGAAUAGGGGAACUAAGAAAUGAGCUAGUUUUAAUUGCCAAGCUCCAGCACAAAAAUCUCGUGAGGCUUGUUGGAGUUUGUUUGGAAGAGGAAGAGAAGCUUCUUGUGUAUGAAUACAUGCCUAACACAAGUUUGGACACCUUUCUUUUCGACUCAGAGAAGCGGAAAGAGCUUGAUUGGGGCAAGAGGUUUACAAUAAUAAAUGGAAUUACCCGGGGAUUGCAAUAUCUGCAUGAAGAUUCUCAGCUGAAGAUAGUUCACCGCGAUCUAAAAGCAAGCAAUAUUCUGUUAGAUACUGCAAUGAACCCUAAGAUUUCAGACUUUGGCUUGGCAAGGCUAUUUGGAGAGGAUCAAUCGCAAGAUACCACUAGAAGAGUUGUUGGUACAUAUGGAUACAUGGCACCAGAAUAUGCUCUGCGUGGGCAGUAUUCCAUUAAGUCAGACAUAUAUAGCUUCGGUGUGUUGAUUUUGGAGAUCAUCACGGGAAGGAGAAACAGUGACUCCUACAAUUCUGACCAAUCUGUUGAUCUACCAAGUCUUGUAUGGGAACACUGGACAACAAGAUCGAUCACGGACAUGGUUGACCCUUAUUUUAGGAGUGAUUCAUCUUGGGACGAGAUUUUGAGGUGCAUUCAUAUUGGACUAUCCUGUGUCCAGGAAGACCCUGUGGAUAGGCCAACUAUAUCAGCUAUCAGCAUCAUGCUCGAUAGCGGAACGGUCCCCUCCCAACCUCCAUCCAGACCAGCAUUCUACGUAGAAAUGAGUGGCAACGUUGAUUCAGGCAUGUACUCAUCCCAAUCAUACCCAGGAUUUGUUAAUAAGUCUACAGCAAAGUCGACGGUAGUAUCACCGAAUGAGCUAUCGGUUACAGAUCCUGAACCAAGGUAAGGUUGGAAAUAGUUGACCAAAACAAGCAUAAAUGUACGUGGUUUUUGUAAGGAAAAAAGUCAAGCAUCUUAUUUGUAUCUAAAGAAGGCAAGGGUGUAUAAAUGUGUGUACGACGACUAGGAUUUAGCCUACUAGAUACAUGCUUGUAUUUCAUUAGAAUGUUGUGUGGUCACUAUUUACUCCUCUCCGGGCAUUGUAUUGAAAUAAAAGAAGUCAUGGUGGUGUUGCUGUAAACUUCAUCGUAUAAAACUGAAAAAAAAAAGUAAGAUCAUCAUACAUCUUACCAAAUAAAUUUGAUGAAA
This is a messenger RNA of Panicum virgatum (switchgrass), 2640 nucleotides long. Its product is annotated as cysteine-rich receptor-like protein kinase 10. Lineage: Eukaryota; Viridiplantae; Streptophyta; Magnoliopsida; Poales; Poaceae. The coding region runs from base 212 to 2338 and encodes 708 amino acids. Gene Ontology annotation, biological process: protein phosphorylation. The transcript is spliced from 7 exons. The record is from RefSeq and is a predicted model, not a curated record. Gene Ontology annotation, molecular function: protein kinase activity; ATP binding.